Messenger RNA from Anopheles maculipalpis, 1181 nucleotides. Its product is annotated as pyrimidine-specific ribonucleoside hydrolase RihA-like. Bases 96 to 1181 code for a protein of 361 amino acids. The record is from RefSeq and is a predicted model, not a curated record. Gene Ontology annotation, molecular function: hydrolase activity, hydrolyzing N-glycosyl compounds. The transcript is spliced from 2 exons. NCBI's taxonomy places the organism in Eukaryota, Metazoa, Arthropoda, Insecta, Diptera, Culicidae.
AUAUUUGUCUAGCUCAUAAAUUGCUGCCAUUUUUUCGGGAAUAAAUUUUAUAGCUUAUUACGUCCAAUUUGUAGCAUCGGAAAUUGAAAUGAGGCAUGAUUCGGUUUCGGUCUGGCUUUGGGUCAUUGCAGAUGAGCAGUUCGGCAGUUCGUACGGCGCUUGUACUUAUGGCUACGUUCGUAGCGAGCUCACAGGCUACCAAGUGUCCGCCCGAGAGCACGAACCUGGACGGUCCGCGAAGAGUGAUUCUGGAUCUGGAUGGAGGUGGUGAUGAUGGUUGGGCGCUGCUUAUGCUGUUGGCAAACGAAGAGCGGUACAACAUCUGCAUCCAGGCCGUAACCUGUUCGCACGGAAAUGCUCGGGUGUCAGACGUGUUGGUUAAUGUGCUGCGUGUACUCGAUAGUCUGGAUAGAUUGGACGUGCCGGUGUACGUUGGAGCGAGUGAGCCAUUGAUAACACCUGGACCGAACCGUAACGUUUCCCACUACUUUUGGGGCAAUAAUGGGUUUGGAGAUGUGGAGUUUGAUUGUUUACCUUCGGUGGACUCGCUACACCCGAUCCACGCAGUUGAGGCUAUGAGAGAGCUGUUUGAAAUGUAUCCAAACAGGAUCACCCUACUCGCGGUAGGACCACUCACAAAUUUGGCCCUACUGUACAAAAUGUAUCCGGAGACGAAGGAGAAAAUAGGCGGCUUGUACAUUUUGGGUGGAAAUCGACACGGUGUGGGCAACACAGCACUGACGGCCGAAUUUAACUUUUUUCGCGAUCCUGAAGCAGCCCAUAUUGUUAUCAACAACUCUCCAAUGAUCGUGCACGUGUUUCCAUGGGAAACGGUCCUGGCGCAAACGUUCACAACCAGAUGGCGAUUUGAGACGUUUGCAGAAACGAUUAACCCUGCCGUGGAGGUGCUAAAUCGGGUGGAAUAUAAGGUGUAUGCGGAAGAGGAAAUAUGGACACCUUGUGAUAUGUACGUGGCAGCGAUCUUUUUGAACAGCAGCAUCCUUCAAACGGUGCAAAGCUAUCGGGCUGACGUUGAGCUGACGGGAACCGUAACUAGAGGAAUGAUGGCUAUUUUGCAUCAUGUGAAAGACGUCAAUCAACACAACGUGGUCGUUAUAGAUAGGAUCGAUUCACAUGAAGUGCAGCGAAUGUUGGUUGCAUUAAAUAAUGCUGCCAAGUGA